This is a messenger RNA of Temnothorax curvispinosus, 3472 nucleotides long. RefSeq names its product nucleolar protein 14 homolog. NCBI's taxonomy places the organism in Eukaryota, Metazoa, Arthropoda, Insecta, Hymenoptera, Formicidae. Gene Ontology annotation, biological process: maturation of SSU-rRNA. Gene Ontology annotation, cellular component: nucleolus; small-subunit processome; Noc4p-Nop14p complex. Bases 237 to 2987 code for a protein of 916 amino acids. The transcript is spliced from 6 exons. The record is from RefSeq and is a predicted model, not a curated record.
AAGCAUGCGCGAGCACGUGUGAGUUCACGUGGAUUGUUGCUAUACGUUGAUUAAAUCUUGUUUUUGAUAUAUUAUACAAAAGUUUGUACGGCGCGCUGCAGUCGAUGGUUAGGUUAGGUUAUGACAAGUAUAACACUUCAAAUACAUGUUAAAACUGAAAUAGCACGAACGUAGCGUGUCCUGCUUAAGGUUUUUAAUACGAUAAAUGGUAUUCGUACGCAAAACUGUUAUACAAAAUGGUUAAGGUUAAGAAAAAGAACUUGUCCGAGUCUGUGCAACAGAGAAACAAGAAACAGCUAAAUCCGUUUGAGGUGCAUAUUAAUAGAGACAAGCAGAAAGUAUUGGGUCGGAAGAGUAAAAAUGAUCGUGGACUUCCGGGAGUUUCGAGAGCAAAGGCUAUCAACAGACGUAAGCAAAGCCUUCUUCAAGAAUAUAAAUUACAAAAUAAAGACAAUGUUUUCUUAGACAAACGUAUUGGUGAACGAACGUGCGCUAUGAGCACAGAAGAUAAGGCGAUAGCAAGGUUUGCCACGGAACGCAUGAAAGCAUAUAAAAAGGAGAGCAUUUUUAAUUUGAAUGAUGAAGUAUUGACACAUAGAGGACAGACUCUUGAAGAGAUCGAAAAAUUUGACGAUCCUAGGAGCGACGAUGACGUUAGCGACAGCGAAAAUAUUAGCGGCAAGCUGGAUAAAAAUUUUGUGGAGGAAGCUCACUUUGGUGGAGGAACUUUAUCGAAAACAGAUUCCGCAUUAUCCAGAAAGGAUUUAAUCGAUCAGCUGAUUGCAGAGUCGAAAAAGCGGAAGGCAGAGAAACAAAAGAUACGCGAGCAAACGAUAGAUCGCACAGAGAAACUUGAUUCUGAAUGGAGGGACCUCUUGCCCAUUAUGUCUGUUUCCAAAAAGUCUACGGAGGACAUUGAUGAAACGACGAAAGCUGAUGCUUAUGAUAUUGCUGUACGGCAAUUAAAAUUUGAAGCCAGAGGUACGCCGUCUGAGAAACUGAAAUCAGAAGAACAGAUUAUUCAAGAAGAGAAAGAGAAAUUAGAGAGACUUGAAGCUGAUAGAUUGGCAAGAAUGAAAGGAUUUAUAUGCGGUACUAGUAACCAGUAUAAGCAUAAAUCUGCAGAUGAUCUCGAAGAUGAUUUUAUAAUGGAAACUAUCGAAAAUAAUGAUGAUGUUAGUUCAGUUCGUGACACCGAUAAUAUCAAUACUGAAAGCAGUGAUGAAGUUGAUGACACGUUUGACGAUGAUGAGCAGAAAGGAAAUAACGUGGGAGACGCUGCCGAUGAAAUGGUUAAAAACGUAAAAACGAGGGACGGUGAUAAUAAAAGGCAGGAAACAUAUUCUGAAUCAUCUAAUGCCAAAGAUGAAUCCGAUGCAGCGUUGAAUGACAAUAAUUCAAAGAUUGAAACGUUGUAUGAUGAAGAGUCCGAGGACGAUUUUUCAGAUUUAAAGAUAUCGUCUAGUGAAGAUGAAGAUGAAACGCAAGUUACCAUUGCAAGCGAAAGUAACAAACAUGUUACGUUUACUAAUGAUCUGACAAAAGAUACUAAACAGGUAAAUCAGUCGGAUAAGAUUUGUCCCAAAUCAAUACUAAAACAGAGUACGAGUACACAUGUACAGACGUCAUCUGACGAGAAUGAAAAGCAGGAUAUCAGAAAUGAUCUCUUGAAGCGAAAAGAAAUUAUGGAAAAGGCACGAAAAGAAUUACCUUAUACAUACGACGCUCCAGAAAAUUUUGAGCAACUAGAAAAAUGGUUAGAACCAUAUAAUGCAGAUUAUCACGCAGUGGUCGUAGAUCGUAUUAUAAAAUGUAAUCAUUGGACAUUAGAUAAUAGAAAUAGAGAGAAGAUGUCGAAUUUAUUUAUAUAUUUAUUGCAAUAUAUAAACAACUGUGCCUGCGUGGAGAGUGCUGAUGAUUUAGUUAAAUGUUUCCAAAUCUUUGACAGAUUAUGUCCUUAUCUUUAUGAUCUAGCACAUAUGAAUCCAGAGAAUGCUAAAACCUGCAUACAAGAGGUGAUCAAGGAGAAACAUAAUGAAUUUGAAAAAAAUAAGACAAGAUAUCCUGACAUGGAUACGCUUAUAUUUUUUAAGUUGGUAUCUUUGUUGUUUCCAACAUCUGACUUUAGGCAUCCUGUUGUUACUCCUUGUUUAGUAUUUAUGUCAGAAAUAUUGUUAAAAGCUCGCAUUAGGACGUACCGGAGCGAUAUUUCAAAAGGUCUUUUCAUAUGUACCCUUAUUUUAGAAUAUACAAUGCUAAGCAAGCGAUUCGCACCGUCCGUAAUUAAUUUCUUACGAGGCAUCAUUUACACAGCGACACCCACAGAUUUAACACAAAAAAUGAAAGUUAUUCCACCAUUCAAGCGUGCGUGUAAAGCUCUAGUGAUCAGUAAAACCAAAAAUACACGUGAUCCAAAAGGCGUACAUAUGUUUGCAAAUGAUUUAAUUCACGAGGACGUAGAUGAUAAAUUUAGAAUAAGAGCUUUACUGACUGCAGUCAAUUUGCUUAUCGAAUUUAAAAACCAGCUCCAAGAAUUAGAAGCGGUAUAUCCAAUAUUUGAGCACAUUUUUCAAUUAUUAAAAAUAAACAAAUUCAAACAGUAUCCACCAAACGUAAGAGAUCAUAUAAAAGGACUGCGUAACGAACUCGACGUUCUACGAAAUAAGAAAUUGGAAUACAUUGUGCUUGAGAAGAAAAGGCCAAAACCUUUAAAAACAUACGAGCCAAAAAUAAUGCCAGUAUAUGAUGGAAAACGACAUAAAUCUAUGUCAAAAGAAAAAGCAGAAAAAGAAAAAUUAUUGCAUAAGUAUAAGAGGGAAUUUAAGGGCGCACGUCGUGAAAUAAGAAGAGAUCGCGACUUCUUAGCCAAAGUACAAAUCGGACAGCAAAUUAAGAGCGACGUUGAACGUAAACGUAAAGUGAAAGAAAUUUUUGGCGAGGCUGCUAUGCAGCAAAGCGAGCUUAAGAAAAUAAAAAAGAAAAAAUAAUUUCGAAAGAGUAGAAAUAUGAUACAAAAUUUUAAAUAUUGUAAAUAAAUUUUUUAGUGUAUAUGUGUAUUCAUGCCGUACAGUGUUUCACUUUUCAUUGAAAAUCUGAUUUUAAUUUUACAAAGACUUAUUUGAUAUUAAAGGAAACUACGAGAAGUGAUAUAUCCUUCAAUUUUUCUCCUGGAAAAAAAAUCCAAAGUAAUCUAUCAUUAAAUGAUAACAAUCAAAAUAAGGAUGUUUCGCGCGAAUGCGCGCAUAUGCGGAAAAAAAAGGAAAAACAGUAUGAUAAUGUCCCUACAAAUCAAAUUAGUGCAACGUAUCGUUAUUUCUAACAGAUCUAUUCUUCGUGGCUGCAAUACGUUGAACUUUUUAUACACUACGAAUUUUACAUUUGCUUAACUUUGUAGUCGCAAAAAAUCCUUUUUUUUUGUGAGGUGGGGGAUAUACAUCUUUUGUAUCGAGCAAUAAAAGGAACCUGUUGACAA